This is a messenger RNA of Hippocampus comes (tiger tail seahorse), 571 nucleotides long. RefSeq names its product corepressor interacting with RBPJ 1-like. Gene Ontology annotation, cellular component: nucleus. The record is from RefSeq and is a predicted model, not a curated record. Gene Ontology annotation, molecular function: transcription corepressor activity. Lineage: Eukaryota; Metazoa; Chordata; Actinopteri; Syngnathiformes; Syngnathidae. The coding region runs from base 101 to 571 and encodes 156 amino acids. Gene Ontology annotation, biological process: negative regulation of DNA-templated transcription. The transcript is spliced from 7 exons.
ACGACUUCCGCUUUCCUUCAAUUUACUUCCGAAGCGACUCAAGCUAUCAAGCGUUAGCUGAAAUUUCAUCGCAACCCGCGGACAGUUUUCAUGACCAGCCAUGGGGAAGUCAUUUGCCAACUUCAUGUGUAAAAAGGAUUUUCACCCUGCGUCCAAGUCUAAUAUCAAAAAGGUAUGGAUAGCAGAGCAGAAACUCACUUUCGAAAAGAGAAAGCAGGAAGACCUGAUGCAGGCCUAUCUGAAGGAGCAAGACACCUACAACAACAGGGUGUUGAUGGGGGAUGAUCGGGUUAAAAAUGGCCUCAAUUUCAUGUAUGAGGCUCCACCGGGAGCAUCUAAAGAGGAGAAAGCAGAGGAGGGAGAAGAAGAGUACAAGUUUGAAUGGCAGAAGGGAGCCCCCAGAGAAAAGUAUGCUAAAGAUGACAUGAACAUCAGAGAUCAGCCUUUUGGAAUCCAGGUGCGCAACGUGCGCUGCAUCAAAUGCCACAAGUGGGGCCACGUGAACACGGACCGAGAAUGCCCUCUGUUUGGACUGUCAGGCAUCAACGCCAGCGCCAUGGCGUCGGAGUAG